Candidozyma duobushaemuli is the source of this 2130-nucleotide messenger RNA. It is a transcript of the gene AMO1, whose product is annotated as Amo1p. Lineage: Eukaryota; Fungi; Ascomycota; Pichiomycetes; Serinales; Metschnikowiaceae. The record is from RefSeq and is a predicted model, not a curated record. Gene Ontology annotation, molecular function: primary methylamine oxidase activity; copper ion binding; quinone binding. Gene Ontology annotation, biological process: amine metabolic process. The transcript has a single exon. The coding region runs from base 1 to 2130 and encodes 709 amino acids.
AUGGAAAGGUUACAACAACUUUCUUUGCACGCUACUGCUAGCACCCAGCCACCAGUGGCACCUCCACACCCUUUGGACCCUCUCACAACGCAGGAGAUCAAAGCUACUUCUCUGGUGGUUCGCAGCCAUUACAAGGGUCAGACUUUGGUUUUCAACACGGUUUCUCUUAGAGAGCCAAUCAAAAGAGCUUACUAUGAUUGGAAAGAAAGAAACGGUCCUAAGCCUCCCAGAUUGGCCUACUUUGUUGUCACCGAGAACGAUCAUGUUGGCGUUCACGAGGGUGUGGUAGACUUGCCUUCGUUGACAGUGGUCGAAUCGAAGGCUACUUCUGGUGUUCAGCCAAUUUUGACUCCUUCUGACCUCCAAAACACCGAGGAUAUCGUCAGAAGCGACCCUCGUGUGGUUGAACAGUGCGAGAUCUCCGGUAUUCCAAAGGAAGAAAUGAAGAACGUUUACUGUGAUGCUUGGACCAUUGGGUACGACGAGAGAUGGGGCUCCUCUAAAAGACUUCAGCAGGCUUUGAUGUACUGGAGAUCUGACGAGGAUGACUCUCACUACUCUCACCCAUUGGAUUUCUGUCCCAUUGUGGAUAUGACGGAGGGUAAGGUGGUCUACAUAGAUGUACCAGGCAGAAGAAGAAAAGUAUCCAAACACAAACACUCUUCUUUCCACCCCAAGCACAUAUCAGAGAAGUUUGGAACCUCAGAGAACCCAUCUGGUUUCAGAGACGAUGCCAAACCUAUCAAUAUUACCCAGCCUGAGGGUGUCUCGUUUGCAAUGAAGGGUAACGUUAUGAACUGGUCAAACUUCAAUUUCCACAUUGGUUUCAACUACAGAGAAGGAAUCGUUCUCUCUGAUAUGAACUACAAUGAUCACGGUAAUGACAGACCUCUUUUCCACAGAAUUUCCUUGUCUGAAAUGAUUGUCCCUUAUGGGUGUCCCGAUUUCCCUCAUCAGAGAAAGCACGCCUUGGAUAUUGGUGAGUACGGUGCCGGUAACUGUACCAACCCUCUUGCGCUUGGUUGUGACUGUAAAGGUGUGAUCCACUACAUGGACGCUCAUUUCACUGACAAGGAUGGAGAACCUUUAACCAUCAAGAACGCUGUUUGCAUCCACGAGGAGGAUGACGGUAUCUUGUUCAAGCACUCUGACUUCAGAGAUGAUUUCCAAACUACUGUGGUUACCAGAGGCAAACGUUUGAUUAUCUCCCAGAUUUUUACUGCUGCCAAUUACGAGUACUGCUUAUACUGGAUCCUCAGACAAGAUGGUACCAUCAAACUCGAGAUCAGAUUGACUGGUAUUCUCAACACUUACAUUUGUGCUGAGGAUGAGGACAUUGGACCAUGGGGAACUGUCGUGUACCCACAGGUUAAUGCCCAUAACCACCAGCACAUCUUUUCUUUGAGAUUGGACCCACGUAUUGAUGGUGACAACAACUCUGCUGCCACAUCUGACUCAAUUUCUGGCCCAGGUGCUACUGGAUCACCCGAAAAUGCCUACGGAAAUGCCUUUUGUGCCGAAAAAACCACCUUCAAGACCGUCAGUGACUCUCUUACCCAGCCAUCCACAGCCAGAACCUGGGAUAUCUUCAACCCUUCAAAGAUCAACCCAUACUCCGGGAAGCCAUCUUCUUACAAGUUGGUGUCUACAUUUACUCCUCCACUCUUGGCUAAGGACGGCUCACUUGUGAAAAAGAGAGCUCCUUGGGCUGCUUGGGCCACACAGGUUGUUCCAUACAAGGAUGAAGGCGUUGGAUACGGUCGUUUGUACCCAUCUGGUGACCACGUUGCCCAGUGGUCUGGCGAUGGCGCUAGAGGUAUGAGAGGAUGGAUUGGCGACGGAAAAGACCAGAUUGAAAACACGGACAUCCUUUUCUUCCACACAUUUGGCAUUACUCAUUUCCCUGCCCCUGAGGAUUUCCCUGUCAUGCCCACGGAAAUUUUUGACCUCAUGUUGCGUCCAAGGCAUUUCUUUACCGAGAACCCAUGUCUUGACGUGAAACCAUCAUACGCCAGAACCACAAAGGAGGUUAAAGCUGGAGACAAAGGUGUCGACGAAUGUACCCUUGAUGUCGACAAGACAUCUCAAUUGGCAUUUACAAAAACCUCUGGCUCCUGUUGCAAGAAAUAA